Lytechinus variegatus (green sea urchin) is the source of this 2404-nucleotide messenger RNA. RefSeq names its product beta-3 adrenergic receptor-like. The coding region runs from base 746 to 1795 and encodes 349 amino acids. Gene Ontology annotation, biological process: G protein-coupled receptor signaling pathway. The transcript has 2 exons. Lineage: Eukaryota; Metazoa; Echinodermata; Echinoidea; Temnopleuroida; Toxopneustidae. Gene Ontology annotation, cellular component: membrane. Gene Ontology annotation, molecular function: G protein-coupled receptor activity. The record is from RefSeq and is a predicted model, not a curated record.
GCCACGGGUAAUUUGUUGUUAGUUGUCACAAUUUGCUGUUUAUUUUCUGGCAUAACCACCCCUCUUCUUCCGACUUCAUAUGUUUAUUUUAUAUACGUUAUAUUUGCUGCUCAUAUAGACCUAUUGCUUUUUAUGUAGAUAUAAUUAUGAAAGUUCCACAUAUAGGGUAAGUGCGUCAAAUGGGUGACUGAUAUAAUUCCGAUAUUGAGGAAGGUUUGCUAUUAAUUAUGAGCGAUUAAAGUAAUUACGUGUUACGGAUAGAUGAACGCGGUGAUAAUAUUCUCCCUCAAUAUUGUCUGUUUAACGACAUGUAUUGUCAUUUUCCAGUUGGACACGACCUAUCCAUAUCGAGAUACACGAUAAUAUAGACCUUUACUGCCUUGUUUCUCAUAAUGCAUAUGCUGUUCUUUUGAUCUUUGCAUAAUGAAUCAAGUUAUCUUAUUUAUUAUUCGUCUUUGAUGCAGGUCAUUUAUUUACCAUUGUGCUUGGUGGUGGAAAACAUUAGUGACCUAACGCAGAAAGUGUCCUAUCGAAGAAGUUGCUAUUUAUGGAGUUCUUGAAGAGAUUGAAAUGAUUAAACAUUUGUGACUUUGUUCCUUGAAGACACAGACGUCAUGUUUGAGAUACAUCAUCAGUACCUACAUUAACGUGAUAUUCGUUAAAAUGUCAUUCCCCAUUUAAAAUAGAUCUAAUGUCUACUUUGUGACGUUUAGGAAAAACGACAUGGUCAGGUAUUUAUGCGGACAUGGGCCCUGUAAAUGACACUAUUUGUUCGUCAGGAGUACAAGGUGAAGAUAACAAGAGACUCAUCUAUAUUUUUCAAGGUCUGGUAAUCUUCAUUUUUGCUAGCCUAAUAAUCGGUACUAACAUCCUAAAUCUCAUAGUAAUUCCUCGAUUACCAGACAUCAACGAGGCCAGUAAAGUAUUCUACAACUGCUUGUCCUUAGCGGAUAUCCUUUUAGGAGUCGUUCUUCUUCCUGCACUACCAUCAGCCAUCGUAGGGGAUUGGCCUUUUGGAGAUGUCGUCUGCAAGAUUUUUGGUUUCGGUAUGACGCUUGUCGCCGGUCUAUCUUCAGGAAGUCUGCUGCUUCUCAAUUUGGAUCGUUUCUUCAGCAUAGCCUAUCCUUUUCGCUAUGUGGUCAUCAUGGAUCGAAGAAGAGCCAUUAUAAUCGCCACAAGUUCAGCCAUCGCCGAAGCUACAUUUCUCCUAGCCAUGUUGUUCACAAAUCCCUUAGGACCGGAAAUCAUACAAUACUCAAAUCUUGGAGGAUGCAUCAUGACCUUCUACGAACCAAGAUUCCUUGGAUAUUCGCUAGCAAUUUUCUCAGUUUGUAUUUGGUCCUUCAUUCCCAUCCUGUCCGUCAUGUACACCAGGAUCAUCUGCAUCAGCAGGAGACACGUGAGACGCAUUCAGGUCCAGGAACUUGCAACCCGAGUUAGCACCGUUGGUAGAAGUGAUGAGCCCGCCUUGAUAGUGGAAGACAGGCCAUUCGUGGUCAGGAAAAAUGUCAACCAUCGAGCAAUCCGCAUGACUCUCCUGGUGACGGGCACAUACGUCGCAGCUUGGGCACCCUUCACAAUUUGUCAGAUAUACAUUUCCCUUAUAGGAGAUGUAUCUGUCAUCGUUAGGGCAUUGGUUUGUUGGCCGUUGCUACUGAAUCCUCUUUGUAAUGUCAUCAUCUACUCGGUGACAAAACGUUCUUACAGAAUUUUGGCACAGAACCUCCUGAAAGUAUGUCUGCGAUGUUCAUUAAAAAGUUUCUGUGAUGAAACUUCCAGUGACAUUCUGGUAUAGAUGGAUGUUGUUGCUUGGUAUCAAAGAUGGUAAUUUCCGGCGGCGUGUUUGUAUAUUGGUUUAAAUCAACUGACUCGGUACUUUCAGGAGGAAUAUAUUCUUUGAAUUUCGGAAGUUAUGUGAGGCUGGUUGUAUAUAAUAAUUGUUUUAAGAUUAACACAACUAAAACAAAUAUUGUGCUUAUUCCAAGUCGUUAUUAAAAAAAGGGAAAGCUGGAUAUAAAAGCUUAAUGACGAGCAACUCAAACAAGUUAAUUCUGUAAGAUAUUUAGGCAUUGAAGUUAAUGAUAAUCUCACAUGGAAUGUUCAUGUCCAACAUCUUUAUAGGCCAAUAUCAUUUAAGUUGCAUGCUAUAAGACAUUUAAGUUUGACUCUUAAAACGUAUUUACUGAAUACUUUAUAUAAAACAACUAUCCAGCCAUGUAUAGAUUAUGCUUGUUCUGUUUGAGUUCAUUGAAAACAGGGAACUUAUAAUGAGACCGCAAAGACGAGAGGCACUUAUCGCAAUGGUUACAGGGGCUCAUCCCCUUUCAUUUUUUUUAACCCAUAGAUAAAAGAAGUAUGUAUUUUGUGGGAAAUGAAACGACCACAGUUUUUAUUGUCUCACCUG